Messenger RNA from Kwoniella botswanensis, 1050 nucleotides. RefSeq lists its product as uncharacterized. The record is from RefSeq and is a predicted model, not a curated record. Gene Ontology annotation, biological process: DNA damage tolerance; protein monoubiquitination. The transcript is spliced from 7 exons. The coding region runs from base 1 to 1050 and encodes 349 amino acids. NCBI's taxonomy places the organism in Eukaryota, Fungi, Basidiomycota, Tremellomycetes, Tremellales, Cryptococcaceae. Gene Ontology annotation, molecular function: single-stranded DNA binding; metal ion binding; ubiquitin protein ligase activity. Gene Ontology annotation, cellular component: nucleus; Rad6-Rad18 complex.
AUGUCACAGUAUAACAACAAUCCAAAUCAGGGGCUGAGCCCAUCUUCCAGCAGUAAUACAAAUCAUCGUCGACCACCUUUCCUUGGACUUGCCGGUCCUUCCAUAUCCUCACCCAUCACUACGCUUUCUUCUCUCAAUGCUGUCCCAGGCCCAUCUAAUCAUACUCCCAUAAAGAAGGAAAGACCCCCAAAUCAAGCGGGUCCUCGUAUCAUACGUACCUUCGAGGAGAUCAAGGUUCCGGUAAAGUCGGAAGAAUGGUAUGAGGAAUUGGAGUGUGCAAUUUGCUCGCAGGUCCUCGGAGCAACUCAAUCAAUCGUCCCUUGCGGACAUUCGUUCUGUGGACCAUGUAGCUGGAAAUGGAUCAAAAGCGGUGAUCAUCCCACUUGUCCCUCCUGUCGGAUCAGAGUCUCCGAGUCAACGCCAUUCAUACCGAAUAUCAUGGUAGAUCAAAUCAUAGAGAGAAAACUGGCCCAUAUAUGCGACAGUGCCGAGAAAAAUGCAAUGGAUAUAGAGAGGAAAGAGAAAGCCCAAGCUUGGAAAGUCAUACAGGCCAGUAUGCCAGCACCUAAACCCACUCAACCCAAACGUCCUAGAGGACUUGACGAUAUCGUUCACGAGUUUAUCGACCUCGCCGCUCCAAUGCCAAUCAUUCGAAGUGGUCAUGCCCGUCGUGCUUCCCGCCAGAUUAUCGAAUUGGGAGCCCCGAUAGACGCCAUGAGCGCAGAAGAAGCGAACGCUUUGUCUAGAGCGAGGACCGAGCGUAUACAAGAGAGGUUAGCUGAGAUGAGGAGACUUAGAGAAGAGAGAAUACGAUUAUUAACGGAUCAAGUGGCUACGGCCAGACCAGUAUCGGAAGAUACAGAGAUGGAAAUGGCUAAUCCUAUUCGGAAUCAUCAGCAAUCAGCACCAGCGAAUGACCGUUCGUUGCAGCGAGGAUCACCUUCGAGAUCUGAUCAUUUACGAUCACCUGCUUUGGCUCGACGUCAGGCUCGGGGGAGGGACAGAGGAACAAGAGAGGAUCCGCUUGUGGUGCUCUCAGAUGAAGAAUGA